Amaranthus tricolor (Joseph's coat) is the source of this 1782-nucleotide messenger RNA. Its product is annotated as WAT1-related protein At5g07050-like. Gene Ontology annotation, molecular function: transmembrane transporter activity. The record is from RefSeq and is a predicted model, not a curated record. Lineage: Eukaryota; Viridiplantae; Streptophyta; Magnoliopsida; Caryophyllales; Amaranthaceae. Gene Ontology annotation, cellular component: plasma membrane. The coding region runs from base 122 to 1369 and encodes 415 amino acids. The transcript is spliced from 7 exons.
UUCCUUAAGAAAACACAAUUUUUUGUACUAAAUUCUAGUGUGUUUUUUUUUUUUUUUUUUCAAAAAUAGAUACUCUUAUACAUUUAUCCUACAAAACUAAGACAAAAAGAACAAGAAGAAAAUGGAGAAUAAAGGAAUAGAAAGCAAUAGUUUGUUAGAGAAAAGCAAGCCAUACAUAGCUAUGAUUUGCUUACAAUUUGGGUAUGCUGGGAUGAACAUUGUCACUAAGGUUUCCCUCAAUGGUGGAAUGAGCCACUAUGUCCUUGUCGUUUAUCGCCACACCUUCGCAACUCUAGUCAUUGCUCCUUUUGCCCUUCUUGAGAGGGGAAUUAGGCCAAAGAUGACAUUUCCAAUAUUCUUACAAAUUUUUGUGUUGGGUCUUCUUGGACCAGUAAUUGAGAACAAUUUAUACUAUAUGGGAUUGAAAUACACAUCUACAACCUUCUCAUGUGCCAUGAGCAACAUGCUUCCUGCCAUGAUAUUCAUCAUAGCCUUCAUAUGCAGGACGGAGAAGGUGGACUUGAAAAGGCUGAGAUGCAUAGCCAAUGUGGUGGGAACUAUAAUAACAAUUGUUGGUGCUAUGUUGAUGACAUUGUACAGAGGUCAUGUCAUCUACUUGUUUCGGUCUGCUCAUAUUCGUCCUCCUCAUAUCUCUACAGCGAUUGCUGGAGUUGCACCCGCUGUAAAUAGAGACUGGAUUAUGGGUUCUAUUCUUCUGGUUUUAGCUACCUUGGCUUGGGCUGCUUUUUUCAUUCUUCGGGCAAUAACAUUGAGGAAAUACAAAGCACAACUUUCACUAGCAACAUUAGUAUGCUUUUUGGGUACCUUGCAAUCAAUUGUUGUCACCUUUGUUAUGGAGCACAAUCCCUCUGCAUGGACUAUUGGUUGGGACAUGAAUCUUCUAGCUGCUGCUUAUGCUGGCGUAAUAACAUCUGGAAUUGCAUAUUACGUACAAGGUGUGGUCAUGGAGAAAAAAGGAGCCGUUUUUGUCACUGCCUUUAGCCCUUUUAUGAUGAUCAUUGUGGCUUUUAUGGGUUCUUAUAUCCUCGCGGAGAAGAUUUAUGCCGGAGGUGUUCUCGGGGCUGUAUUGAUAGUGAUAGGAUUAUAUACUGUACUAUGGGGCAAGUACAAGGAGUACAAGGAAAUUGAAGCUCAAGAGAUAAUUCCUGAAACCAUCAAGUGUGUUGAAAACGCGAAUUUUAAAACGAGAAUGAGUACCAUCUUGGAGGACUUUGACUUAGACGAUGUCGAAUGGCAAAGAAAUGUUGGACCUAGCCACACACUUCCUACCAUGAUCAUAAGCUCUCCGAUGUCACGACUUCCCAUGCUAGCCAUGGAAGCACCAAAGAAGACAAGUAACUUAGGGUAAUUAUUAAUAGUAGUAGAAUAUUCCUUCCGUUUUAUUGAGUUUGCUAUAAAUAGUGAUAUUUUUUUUGUAAUAUAUGAUAAUUGGUAGCAAAUUCAAACAAACAGACGAAAGUAUAAGAUCAAGUAAAUAUAAGAUGGUUUCUUGGUAAUUUGAUCUUACCUUUGAUUCCAAGCCACCACCCCUCGGUGUUUGGAGAUAUUAACAUAAUUCCAAACUUUUUUCUUUGGCUUUUUUGGUUCCAUACUUUGUAAUGAGUUGGAUUAUAAUGAUUUAUUUUUCUUUCAUGAAUCUGCUAAAUAAAUGAAUGAAAAAUCAAGGAAAAAAUGAGUAUAUUUUGCACUUUUGUGGUUUUUCUAAUGAGUUCCUAAUAUGUAAUUUUUUUUAUCACUAAUUAUAAAUGAAUUUUUUGUCAA